UAACUAUGAAACUUGUUUACACUUGUUACCAGGAAGAAAAAAUAAAAUAUUUAAGAUUGAAGGAAGACAUAUUUGUGUUUUCAAAUCUUUUUCUUAAUAUUAAACAGAGCAAUGAAUUAAAAACUGUUUGAGUAUAACUCUCGUUUAAAGCUAAAAGGAAAAUCAUGGCUGUCCCAGGUAAAAAAGCCAUCAAACAAUUUUCAUCUUCAACAACUUCUAUGGGCUCUGAUGAAGAUCUCAAACUUUACUGUCAGCCAUGUGAUCGUGAUGGACCCAGACGUUCUGCUCAUGGAUAUUGUAAGAACUGUUCAGAGCAUUUAUGUGAAGCAUGCUUUACAUUCCACAAGAGGCACACAUUAUCAAGACACCAUACUUUACUAGACAAAACCAACAUGCCUCAGACAAUGUCACCUGUAACUCCAAAACAAUCAGAUAAUUUCACAAAACCAUGUCCUAAACACAACAUUGAGAUGAUCAAGUUUUACUGUCAUGAUCAUAAGGCUCAAGUUUGCAGUGUUUGUGUUACACUUGAGCAUACAGCAACAUCUUGCAAAGUCAACUAUAUAUCGGACAUUUCAGGCAGGACAAUCAAUAGCAAAGAAUGUCAAAAUAUAUUGAAGGAUUUGAACGACAUGGCUGAAAGAUCAAGCAAAACAUUUCAAGACUUGAAGAAAAUGAGUGAGGUAUCGAACAAGUUUUUAGCAGAAGCAUUGACCGACAUAUUGAAAUUCCGAACAAAGAUCAACCAAAGACUAGAUGAAAUGGAAAGACAAGUCAAGGACGCUGCUAAAGCCAUCCAAGAGGACAAUAGCAAGAAUUUGAAGAUUGUUGAAACUGCAUGUAGAGAUGUACCAAAAUCUCUGAAGACAUGUUCUGAUGCUAUUAAACAGUUCAACAUUUCCAAAGAAGCCAAUGAUUUGUUCAUGGAACUGAUACAUGCAGAACAGAUGAUAAAGGAACUUGAAAAGAGUGUUGAUAAGCUUUCAGAAUUUGAAGUCAAAGAAUAUAAUUUUGAACCAAAUGAGGUAAUAUCAAAUCUUCUUGAAAAAGAGAAGUCACUGGGAACACUGAAAGGUGGAACAUUAUCUUCUGCUUUGAGGUCAAGACAAUCAUCACAAAUUGAUAAAAUCUGUAUCAAAACAUCAAAAGAUAGGUGUGAUUGCUGGGUAACAGCAAUGACUUUCCUGACUCCUGAUCUUCUUAUCAUCACUGAUAAUUUGAACUGUGCCAUAAAAAUUGUUGAUAUCAGUAAAAAGUCUGUAAAAGCCAAGAAAUACUUUGAAAUUAGUCCUUGGGAUGUAACAUCAGUUUCAGAAAAUGAAGUUGCUGUCACAUUCCCAGACAAUAAAACUGUAGAGUUCUUUUCUGUUUAUAGGAAUAAUCUCAAGCAGAAGCACACUUUAAACGUUGAUGGAAAGUGUUAUGGUAUAGUCUGUCAUAGGGAUAAAAUGGUGGUGUCAUAUUGCAAACCAGCUAAAGUUCAAAUCCUUCUUAGUAAUGGUACUGUUUUACAGACAAUACAAAAUGAAAAUAUUUUCCAAAUUCCAGAAUAUAUUACAACAAAUGACAAUUGUAUCUAUGUAUCUGAUUUUUACAUGAAAACAGUUACUAAGUUAAACUGGCAGUGUGACGUGAAAGGUAAAUAUGUUUGUGCAGAUGUUCCACGUGGUUUGAUAAUGUCAGAUGAUGGGACUGUGUUUGUUUGUUAUUGUGACAGCAAUAUCAUAGAAGAGAUAUCAGGAGACUGUAGUAAAGGACAAGUUGUUGUAAAAGAUAUACAAAACCCUCAAUCUGUCUACUGGUCUGCUGAAACAUGUACAUUGUACGCAAGCAGCUCAUUUCUUACAAAAGAACGACACUUUAUCAAACUCUUUAAAUUGUCUAAAUAAUGACAGAUAUCUUUCUCUACAAAGACAGACAAAAUAUUAACAAAUAUAUAGCGAUCAGUUUUUGUUUUGACUGCAUGGUACUAACUGUUGCUAUUUAAACUUAUUGUCCUUUGUGAACUUCAAAGUUGUACAAACACUUGUUAUUAAAUUAUAAACAAUUUGGAACAUUUUUUAACUGUGAAAAUGUUGUUAAAAAAGAAAAGGAGUUCAACUUGUAUUUUAUGACAUUUUAAAUUAUGUUACUUAACAAAUAUGUUUAGAUUAAUAUGUCAAUUUAUAAUCAGAGACUGUAGUAUACACAUAUUUUAU
Molecule: messenger RNA, 2198 nt
Organism: Ruditapes philippinarum (Manila clam)
Lineage: Eukaryota; Metazoa; Mollusca; Bivalvia; Venerida; Veneridae
Product: E3 ubiquitin-protein ligase TRIM71-like
Exons: 2
Coding region: 165-1889 (574 amino acids)
Molecular function (GO): zinc ion binding
Source: RefSeq, a predicted model, not a curated record